AUGGAAUGGCUUGGGCAUGCAACGACAACCUUCACUCACUCCAAAAACCCUCUUACUCUCACCAGGAAACAUGACGGAUCAUCAACAGACUUACUAUCGGUUUGUGAGGAAUCAACUCCGCCAUGUCGACUCAACCCGAUUCUUUUCAAUGGGCACUUGCAAACCAUGUGGACCAGCGUAAAGAACGAUGGUCCUCCGAUUUGCUACAAACGCAAGAUCUUCGAGGCUGAAGAUCCAGCUUAUGCAGGAACUUACGCGGUAGAUUUCGUUGUCCCGACUCUCUCAGAAAAGGAUGAGACUCUUCCCAUCCGGACAACCUACUUCAGUGAUGAGGCUUUUCAAGAAAUUGGGUCGUUGGACAGCAAGCCCAUGCUGGUUGUGUUGCAUGGGCUGUCAGGAGGCUCCUACGAGAUCUAUUUGAAGCACGUUUUGGCUCCGCUAGUGGCAGCUGAAGGGGACAGGCAAUGGGAAGCGUGUGUAAUCAAUUCUCGAGGUUGUGCAAUGCACAAAAUCACAAGCAGUAUUCUUUACAAUGCUCGAGCAACUUGGGACUGCAGGCAAACUGUGAAGUGGCUGAGAAAGACUUUCCCAAACCGGCCUCUAUUCGGAGCAGGUUUUUCCUUGGGAGCUAAUAUCAUCACGAAUUACAUUGGCGAAGAAGGUGCCAACUGCCAAUUGAAGAGCGCGGUCAUUUGCUCAAAUCCCUGGAAUCUCGACGCUGGAUCAUUGGCCCUCCAGAGAACAUGGCUUGGAAGAGAAAUCUAUUCAAAGACGAUGGGUAGCAACAUGAAGAAGUUGAUCGAGCGCCAUCACGACGAAGUCAUAAAGAACCCAGCUCUGGACUUCGAGAAAAUACGCAAGGUUACCUAUCUCCAUGAGUUCGACAGGGAAGUGCAGGGACCUUCUUGGGGAUAUCCAACCGAAGGAGCCUACUAUCGGGAUGCUUCUUCUACCGAUGCCCUGUUCGCCAUCAAGAUUCCCCUUUUCGCUAUAAAUGCAAAAGAUGAUCCGAUUGCCAUCGACGAAGCACUGCCUUACGAAGAAGUGAAGCAAACACCCUAUGCUGUUCUGUGCACUACGUCCCUAGGAGGUCAUCUAUCCUGGUUUGAGAUUGACGGACACCGAUGGCAUGCUCGACCGGCUGUCAACUUCUUGAACAAGAUGGCCUUCGAAAUCGACAUCGAGAAUAUCGCCGAUUCCGCUAAUAAUCUGGUGAACAAGGACCACUUGAGCCACGCGAGGUUUCACGCCAUGGAACGGAAAUGGAGGAAUGACUAG
This is a messenger RNA of Drepanopeziza brunnea f. sp. 'multigermtubi' MB_m1, 1278 nucleotides long. RefSeq lists its product as uncharacterized. Gene Ontology annotation, biological process: medium-chain fatty acid catabolic process; medium-chain fatty acid biosynthetic process. Gene Ontology annotation, molecular function: acetylesterase activity; monoacylglycerol lipase activity. The record is from RefSeq and is a predicted model, not a curated record. NCBI's taxonomy places the organism in Eukaryota, Fungi, Ascomycota, Leotiomycetes, Helotiales, Drepanopezizaceae.